AAGGCGUAUGCCCGCUAGGUGAUGACUGUUAAUAAGAACUGGCUUUUGAAGCGACCAUUCGAGGAAACGGAAUGGGAAAAUGCACCCAUUACAUUCAGCGCAGCAGAUUAUAAGCGAGCAGAGGGAGAGCCCGACAAUAUGAUGCCUCAUGCAGAUCCUUUUGUGGCACCAGUCCAUAUAGAACCACGCUUCAGGAUGGCUUCCGUCAGCUUCCUAGUCGUCAAAAUGGAAUCAGCCUUCAAUGCCAUACUGGGAAGGGCCACCCUCUACGAGCUGAAGGCCGUCAUUUCGCAACCUCAUCUCUGCAUGAAGUUCCCCACUCCUCAGGGGGUAGGAGUGCUCAAGGGGAACCAGAAAAUGGCCAAAACCUACUAUCAAGAUACAUUCAAGAAGGUUGAGCUCGUUGCAACACUGAGAGGCUCUUCUGAAAGUCACAGGUUGACUCAGCACGGUCAACAGACAAUGAGCAUAUUAGAUAUCGAGCACCGACCAGAGGGUGUCGAGCAAAAAGCUGAACCAGUAGAACUAGUGGAAACGGUCCCUUUGAACCCUGACUUUCUAGAAAGAACAAUUAAGGUCGACACCAAGCUCGCAACGGAAGAACGAGCAGAGCUUCUAGAGUUUUUAAGGGUUAACCAAGAUGUGUUUGCGUGGACUAUGGAUGAAAUGCCUGGCAUCCUAGCAGAGUUGAUAGUCCACAAGCUCAGCACGGACCCCAUGAAAAGGCUGAUGGUUCAGAAACGUCGCCUUUUUGGCCUUGAGAAACAAGCUACUAUAGAUGAAGAGAUACAAAAGCUGCUACAGGCAAGCUUCAUCAGGAGAGUUGAAUACUUUGAGUGGGUGUCCAACCCUGUGCUCGUCAAAAAACCAAAUGGCAAGUGGAGGAUGUGUAUUGAUUUCACCAACUUAAAUGAGGCAUGUCUGAAAGACCCUUAUCCUUUGCCAAAUGUUGAGAAGCUAGUAGAGCGAGCAGUCGAACAUGAGCGGAUGAGUUUCCUUGACGCUAGCUCGAGUUAUCACCAGGUUCAGUUGCUGUUGGACGACCAGGAGAAAAUAGCUUUUUAUGCUGGUGACGCAAUCUACUACUAUGUCAUGAUGCCAUCUGGCUUGAAAAAUGCUAGCGCGACAUAUCAGAAGCUGGUCGUCUUUAAGCUCCAGAUCAGCAGGAAUAUUGAAGUAUAUGUGGAUGACAUGAUAGUCACCACACCCCUACUGUCCAAGCCUGUGGAAGGGGAGAAUUUAUACCUGUAUUUGGGGGUUACAAAGGAGGCGGUGAGCUCGGUUUUGCUUAGGGAAGAGAAUAAACAUCAGAAGCCUAUCUACUAUGUGAGCAAGGUUUUACAAGACGCAGAGCAGAACUAUCCACUAGCAGAAAAGGCUACUUUCGCCCUGCCGCGCACAACCUUAAAAGGCCAGGCUGUGGCGGACUUCCUAGUGGAGUGCCUUUCAGCGACGGUGGAAGAAAGGGCACCCAAAUACCCAGUCUGGGUCUUGUACGUAGAUGGAGCUGCUAAUAUUGAAGAAUCAGGUGCUGGGGCUGUGUUAGUGGGCCUAGAUGGCUUUAAAUCCGAGCAUGAAUUAAGGUUUAAGUUUCAGACAACUAAUAAUGCUGCAGAAUAUGAAGCCCUCAUUUAUGGUUUGAAGCUGGCGUCCGAGCUGAAAGUGCAGAGCAUUAAAGUUUUCAGUGAUUCUCAGCUCGUGGUGGGCCAAGUGAAUGGCAGCUGUGAAAUCAGGGAUCCUCAGCUUGGUCGUUAUGCCUCUGUGGUCAACAGAUUGAAAUCAGGAUUUGCCUCUUUCCAAAUUAACAAGAUACCCAGAGCACAUAACCAACGAGCUGACGAGCUAUCAAAGUUAGCCUCCUCACAAGAUAUCAACCCUCAGAGAUCAACAAUUGUGGAGGUACUUGACGCCCCGAGCUACACCAAUUUCACAAUCGAGUGUCAACUGCUAAGCACAAAUCCCUCUUCACCGAGCUGGACUACCCCACUUAUAGAGUAUCUGCGAAGUGGCGAGCUGUCUGAAGAUCCGUCCACAGCAAAGUUGAUUAAACGUAGGGCGGCACAUUUCACCCUGUUAGAUAAUCAGCUCUACAAGUAUCGAGCUCGUUCUAAAGUUCGUACAAACUUCAUGUUUGUCUAUAAACUGAGCAUAAGUGUCUUCGUUGAAAGAGGAGAAAUGCUCUCAUCACUCUCAUCUCCUUGGCCUUUUGCUCAAUGGGGAGUCGAUCUGCUCGGCCCUUUUGUCAAAGGCAAAGGAGGUUGCACUUACCUAGUUGUCGCGUUCCGAGCAACGGCACUGAAGUCGUUCUACAACAACUAUGGCAUUGAGCUUGCCUUGACCUCUGUAUAUACUCCACAGUCGAAUGGACAAGCCGAGUCCGCCAAUAAAAUCGUCUUGCGAUGCCUCAAGAUGUGUGUUCUAGCCGCACAUUCUAAUUGGGUCAACGAGUUGAAUAAAGUGCUCUGGUCGUGUCGCACUACACUUGACUCGGCUACAGGUGAAACCCCAUUCAGCCUCGCCUAUGGAGCUGAGGUUGUUAUCCCUGUAGAGGUGGGGUUGCCAUCUGACAGAUCAGAUUGGCAUGAUGAUCUUAAUAAUGAGCGACUUUUAAGAGAGAACUUAGAUCUCAUAGAAGAGGUUAGGGAGGUGUCUCGAAUAAAAAACAUGGCGUAUCAAGGUCGUGUUGCUAAAUUUUAUAAUAAAAGAGUCCGAACUCAUCAAUUUCAGGUUGGCGAUCUAGUUUUACGCAAAGUUGGUUUAACCAAUGCUUAUUCGUACAUGGGCAAACUCGCUCCUAAUUGGGAAGGUCCCUAUAUGGUUGUUCAAGUUAAGCGACCUGGGUCUUAUGUGUUAGCAGACAUACAAGGAUGCUAGUUACCAUAUAUUUGGAAUGUACAUAAUCUCAGAAGAUUUUACAGUUAAAGUAUAUGUUAGUGAGGGAUUUGUUCAAGGAAAUGUAAACCAUGCAUACAAUAUAAUAAAGAAGAAACAGUUCG
This is a messenger RNA of Rubroshorea leprosula, 2996 nucleotides long. Lineage: Eukaryota; Viridiplantae; Streptophyta; Magnoliopsida; Malvales; Dipterocarpaceae. The record is from the annotation of a GenBank genome assembly.